Raphanus sativus (radish) is the source of this 1191-nucleotide messenger RNA. RefSeq names its product 60S ribosomal protein L5-1. Bases 128 to 1036 code for a protein of 302 amino acids. Gene Ontology annotation, molecular function: structural constituent of ribosome; 5S rRNA binding. The record is from RefSeq and is a predicted model, not a curated record. Gene Ontology annotation, biological process: ribosomal large subunit assembly; translation. The transcript has 7 exons. Gene Ontology annotation, cellular component: ribosome; cytosolic large ribosomal subunit. Lineage: Eukaryota; Viridiplantae; Streptophyta; Magnoliopsida; Brassicales; Brassicaceae.
CCGCGUCGAGUAUGGGAGAGCCCAAUAAGAGAAAUAUCAUCUAGGGUUUUUCAUUUAUAAAACAAUCUCGUAUUUAGGUCAUUCCGCCUCUUGCCUCCUCGUCACUCAGAUCUCACAUAGCUAAACAAUGGUGUUUGUGAAGCCAUCCAAGUCGAAUGCUUACUUCAAGAGGUACCAAGUCAAGUUCAGGAGAAGGAGAGCUGGAAAGACUGAUUACAGAGCAAGAAUCCGUCUCAUCAACCAAGACAAGAACAAGUACAACACCCCCAAGUACCGUUUCGUUGUCCGUUUCACCAACAAAGACAUCGUCGCGCAAAUCGUGUCCGCGAGCAUAGCUGGUGACAUUGUCAAGGCCUCUGCUUAUGCUCAUGAGCUUCCUCAAUAUGGGCUCACUGUUGGGCUCUCCAACUAUGCUGCAGCUUACUGUACUGGCCUUCUCUUGGCUCGCCGUGUGUUGAAGAUGUUGGAAAUGGAUGAAGAGUAUGAAGGCAACGUGGAGGCCACUGGUGAAGACUUUUCCGUGGAACCCACCGAGUCAAGGAGACCUUUCCGUGCUCUUCUUGACGUCGGUCUUAUCAGGACCACAACAGGAAACCGUGUCUUCGGUGCACUCAAGGGUGCAUUGGACGGAGGUCUUGAUAUCCCUCACAGUGACAAGAGAUUUGCCGGUUUCAACAAAGAAAACAAACAGCUUGAUGCUGAGAUCCACAGGAACUACAUCUACGGUGGCCAUGUGUCGAACUAUAUGAAGAUGUUGAACGAAGAUGAGCCAGAGAAGUUUCAGACUCAUUUCAGCCAGUACUUGAAGAAAGGAGUUGAUGCCGAGAGCAUGGAGGAGUUGUACAAGAAGGUUCAUGCAGCCAUCCGCGCUGAUCCUAACCCAAAGAAGACUGAGAAACCUGCUCCCAAGGCACACAAGAGGUACAAUUUGAAGAAGUUGACCUAUGAAGAAAGGAAGAACAAGUUGAUUGAGAGAGUUAAGGCAUUGAAUGGAGCAGCUGGUGGUGAGGACGAUGAUGAGGAGGACGAAGAGUAAAUCAGUGCAACUCUUUUCGUCUCAUGAUGUUGUCUCUUGUAGCUUUUUACUGUUUUGAGCUUAAAGCCUCUUUUAUUCUAUUUUCAAGACUAAAACACUCAGUUUUUGUUUUCACAUUUGAAUUGGGUUAUCUGAGGAUUUACUUCUUUUUUCCU